AUGGGUAAUAAGCAGACGAUAUUUACUGAUGAACAGCUAGACGCCUACCAGGACUGCACUUUUUUCACACGCAAGGAAAUUCUUCGGUUACAUGGAAGAUACCAUGAACUGGCUCCCCAUUUAGUUCCCAUGGAUUACACCAAUGAUCCUGAUGUUAAAGUUCCUUUAAGUCUCAUAGUCAACAUGCCAGAGCUUAAGGAAAAUCCAUUCCGUGACAGGAUUGUGGAAUCCUUCUCCGAGGAUGGCGAGGGAAACCUCAGCUUCAAUGACUUUGUGGACAUGUUUUCAGUUCUCAGUGAAAUGGCCCCCAGAGAGCUAAAGGCCAUUUACGCUUUCAAAAUAUAUGAUUUCAAUGUGGACAAUUACAUCUGCAAGGAGGACCUUGAGAAGACUCUGAACAAGCUGACAAAGGAGGAGCUGACUCCAGAAGAGGUUACCUUGGUGUGUGAGAAGGCGAUUGAAGAGGCAGACCUGGAUGGAGACAGCAAGCUGUCCUUUGCCGACUUUGAAAACAUGAUUUCCAGGGCUCCUGACUUUUUAAGCACCUUCCAUAUACGAAUCUAAGAGGGCUUCUACUUCAUUAGAAGAUUACCUAACCGAGCUUCUUUGGAGUCCCUGGUCUUUUUCAAACAGCGCUGACUUGUUGGGAGAGUCGAACUCGGGAUCUCUGUGGCUCUGUCUUUACUUUUUGUGGUUUUUUUUCUCUUUUUGAGGAAGCACAUUUUCGAAAGAGGAAUAUUGAGAAAAUGCAUGACAAUUUUUCCUACUGGAAAUAUUCAACCAU
Molecule: messenger RNA, 784 nt
Organism: Trichomycterus rosablanca
Lineage: Eukaryota; Metazoa; Chordata; Actinopteri; Siluriformes; Trichomycteridae
Gene: cib2
Product: calcium and integrin binding family member 2
Exons: 6
Coding region: 1-564 (187 amino acids)
Biological process (GO): calcium ion homeostasis
Cellular component (GO): stereocilium; cell periphery; cytoplasm
Molecular function (GO): calcium ion binding; magnesium ion binding
Source: RefSeq, a predicted model, not a curated record